GCAACCAUCUCAUCCUUUCCACACACCACACACCAUUUCUGCUUCCAUUUUGCCCCUCCUCACAUCUUAAAAUUUCGAUAAUGCCACUCAUAUAUUCCUUCUUAUACCCUCUAAUUCAGGCACUCAGCUGUGUUUCUUCUUGACAUUAAAACCUUUGUUUUGGUAAAUUCACAUGGCCGAUGAUUUGUUUGAUUACCGUUGCUCGGAAACUCAUUUGAGAUUAAUGAAACUAUUGUGAGCUAGGAAUCUGUAACUGCCAUGGUGGAUCGUGGUCAAGAGAAUAAUAUUGCUGCUACUACUCCUGACUUGUCCCUGAAGAAGAAGGAGCUUCUUUCUAGUGCCAUGAAGAGAACGAGUGAAUGGAUUUUUUCUCAGGAGAUUCCAAGUGAUGUUAUUGUUCAAGUUGGAGAAGCUUCAUUUUCCUUACAUAAGUUUCCAUUAGUCUCCAAGUGUGGAUAUAUAAGGAAACUGGUCUCAGAAUCCAACGAUGCUGAUGUGUCCUUGAUUGAACUCUCUGAUGUUCCUGGAGGAGCAGAAGGAUUCGAACUGGCAGCCAAAUUCUGUUACGGAAUAAACUUCGAGAUAACUGUGGAAAACAUCGCCAUGCUUCGCUGCAUGGCGGAGUAUCUCGAGAUGACAGAGGAUUAUGCAGUUGGAAACUUAGUUGGAAGAACUGAUGCUUACUUGAACGAAGUGGCACUCAAGACAAUAUCAGGGGCUGUGUCUAUAUUGCACAUGUCAGAGAAGCUCCUUCCAGUGGCAGAGAAAGCGAAAUUGGUGAGUAAAUGCAUCGAUGCCAUUGCAUACAUAGCCUGCAAGGAAAGCCAGUUUUGCACUUCUUCUGCAAGAAGUGACAGUGGCUCUGAUGGAGUUGUGUCUCAUCAUCAGAGGCCAGUGGUUGAUUGGUGGUCUGAAGACUUAACGGUUCUCCGAAUCGACAUCUUCCAGAGAGUUCUAACUGCAAUGAUGGCUAGAGGGUUUAAACAAUAUGCUAUUGGUCCCAUUCUAAUGCUCUAUGCACAGAAAUCUCUACGAGGUUUGGAUAUAUUUGCAAAGGGAAGGAAGAAGAUUGAGCCGCGACAAGAGCACGAAAAGAGGGUUGUUUUGGAGACAAUAGUGAGCCUGUUGCCAAGGGAGAAGAAUGCAAUGUCUGUAAGCUUUCUGUCUAUGCUGCUUCGCUCGGCGAUAUAUCUGGAGACGACGGUUGCUUGCAGGCUUGAUUUGGAGAAGAGGAUGGCCAUGCAGUUAGGACACGCUGUCCUAGAUGAUCUUCUUAUUCCUUCUUAUUCAUUUACUGGGGACACAUUGUUUGAUGUGGAUACGGUGCAGAGGAUCAUGACCAAUUACCUUGAAUCUCAUCUUGGGAACCAUUUAGUCUAUAAUCAAGAUGUUGAAUACUUUUCGCCUCCACAAACUGAUACCGAACGGGUUGGAAAGCUGAUGGAAAACUACCUAUCUGAAAUAGCCACGGAUCGAAAUUUAACGAUCGCAAAGUUCACCAGUCUGGCUGAAUUGAUUCCUGAACAAUCAAAGCCAACAGAAGAUGGCAUGUAUAGAGCCAUUGACAUCUAUCUCAAGGCUCAUCCUAAUCUGAGUGACAUGGAGAGAAAGAAAGUAUGUGGCGUGAUGGAUUGCCAGAAGCUAUCGCGAGAGGCGUGCGCGCAUGCGGCACAAAACGACCGUCUUCCGGUCCAAACCGUGGUUCAAGUUCUCUACUACGAACAGCAAAGACUACGUGACGCCAUGAAUAAUGGAAGCAGUGCGAGUGGAGAAUCUCCUUCUUCAGGUCAAUCCAAGACCAGUGUAUUUCACCAUCCGGUUUCAAAUGAACUCUCCACAUUACGCAGAGAAAAUCAAGAUCUGAAAUUAGAGCUUGUGAAACUGAAAAUGAAGCUAAAAGAGAUCGAGAAUUCCACACUGAUCAAAUCAGGAAUUAGCAGCCCUAUGAUAAGUGCCUCGCCUUCUUCUGCCGCUGAUAAGCCUCCUCUGCCUCGAAAAUCGUUCAUAAGUUCUGUGUCCAAGAAACUUGGAAAACUCUCUCCUUUUCUACGUGCUGAUGGCAUCGCACCUUUCUCCAAAGGUCGCACAAAACCAAAUAAGAAUCGCCGCCACUCCAUAUCAUGAGGCUUGAAAAUACAGGACUACUUUUCCUUCCUUGUUUUUCUUUUCUUUUCUUUUUUGUUUACUACUAAAUUGUGUGAUGCCGUUGUAGAUUAUAUGUUUUGAUCAUGAUCAAAUGAGAAAUAUAUUGUAAAGGGUGUUGAAAAAUUAAAUAUAUAAUUCCUUGGUUGAA
Molecule: messenger RNA, 2293 nt
Organism: Arachis stenosperma
Lineage: Eukaryota; Viridiplantae; Streptophyta; Magnoliopsida; Fabales; Fabaceae
Product: BTB/POZ domain-containing protein SR1IP1
Exons: 6
Coding region: 259-2124 (621 amino acids)
Molecular function (GO): protein binding
Source: RefSeq, a predicted model, not a curated record